Symbiodinium pilosum is the source of this 263-nucleotide messenger RNA. The record is from the annotation of a GenBank genome assembly. NCBI's taxonomy places the organism in Eukaryota, Dinophyceae, Suessiales, Symbiodiniaceae.
GCAGGGGUUGUCGUCAUCGAAGACCAGAAUAAGCUGGACAGGUUGGUGAAAGCACUGAACGAGCGCAAAGAUCCCAAGAAGGCACGAGUGAAAGCUUUUGUGGCCUACGGGUUUACCCCUGCCACCAGUGAGGUCGAGCUUCAGGGUGAGAAACGGCAGCUUUUGAGCUGGCAAGCCCUGACGGACCUGGGCGAGAAGGAACCCGACAGCGAGCUCAACGCACGGACAGACGCGCUGUCGCCGGCACAUUGCGCAGCUCUGGU